CAGCAUGUUGAGCACAGUCACUGGGGGGCAAAUGGCUUACUCCAGUGAGACACAAAAUGCUGGAGUAAUUCAGAAGGAGACACAGCAUCUCUGGAGAGAAGGAAUGGGUGACAUUUCAGUUCGAGACCUUUCUUCAAACUGAGAGUCAGAGGACAGGGAGUCACAGAGAUAAGGAAGGGUAGGGUGUGAAAACGAGACAUCAAAGGGGAUGCCUGGUGCUGUACGGUUCUUUGUUCUAUGUUCGAUGUAUCAAAGCAUUUUUUUUUACACAAUAGACCACCUCGAAAGUAAACGUGUUUUUACAUAAGGCAGGGUGAACUAAUAUAGGUUGUAAAAACGUCCCAGAGAAGUGUCCUGUCCCCUCCCGUGAGAACCUCUGGAAGUUCGUGGGCGGGGGAGAGGAAGGGGAGGCGGGAGAGCACAAAAAAAAACUCCAGAGUGCUGGAGUAACUCAGCGGGUCAGGCAGCAUCGAUGGAGAACACGGAUAGGCAAUGUUUCGGGUCGGGACCCUGUGAUACAGCAUAUGCAUUUCUCUGUGAUUUUAGAGCGAGGGUGAACUUCUGAAAUGCCGCCUAUAUCCUCCCUGGAUCUACACAACAGGCGAACCGCCUCGCAGAAAGUUAGUUAUUGAAAUCCGAGUUCCGUGCUCCCUUGUCUAAGAGUGCGUGAACUGAGAGCGCCGGGAUUGUGUUGCCAGUCCCGGGACGGGCAGACAGUUCCUGUGUGGGAGCGGCGCAUCGUGGGUGGCCCGCACUGUAACCGAGUCGGUGGUUGAUCCAGCCUCGGGCGACUCGCAGAGUUUCAUGUCGCUGCACCGCGGAACUAAAGUGGCCCCAAAGAUAUUGAACACACAUCGGGAAUAGGGGAGAGAGUUGGCCACCUCUGUAUUUAUUUACCUACGGUGUUUUCACCGCGUUGGAAAACGUAUUAAACCAGAAAACACAUGUAAAAUUUGGCGACGACUCUUCACCUCGUUCCAAGGGGGAGGAGGGGUGACUAUAUACAUCCCGGGCAGUAAGAGCACCUUUAUUUUGAGGACAGAUUAGACAUGUUCGUUAAAUUGGCCCUUAACCUAGAAAUCUUCUGCCGCUCCACGAGAGUGUGAGUCUGUUUAAAUCACUCACACUGGUUUCAUAUCAAAAUGGGAUUAUUUUGUAGCAGUUUUGGCCGGUAGAGGUGCAGCUGGUGGGACCGCUGCCUCACAGCGCCAGAGACAUCGGGUUCGAUCCUGAUCUCGGGUGCUGGCAGUGUGGAGUUUGCACGCUCUCACUGUGACCGCGUGGGUUUCUUCCGGCUGCUCCGGUCUCCCCCCACAUUCCAACGAAGGGUUUGUAGGUUAAUUGACCCUCUGUGAAUCCCCCCCCCCCCCCCCCCCUAGUGUGCAGGGAGUGGAUGAGAAAGUGGACAACAUCGAACUAGUGUGAACGGGUGAUCGAUAAUGGUCAGUGUGGGCCUGUUUCUACGCCAUGUCUCUAAAUUGGAACGAUAAUCUAUUUUGAUCAAUACUUCUCUGCAAACGGAGAUAAAUUGGGGUGGAGAAACUCAUCCCGAGAGUUGUGUCCAGUGCAUUGUACAGGAGUGGAGCAGCACCCCGCAGCGGGAACGUAACGAAAGUUAAAAUAUCAAAAACAUUGGAUUUGACACAGGGAUUAAAAAAAAAUGUUUUUGCAGCCUCUUCCCUCCCAUGUGUAACGUUGGGGUAGGUGCUGUAAUUUGCUUAGAUUUAAAAAAAAACACGGCCCGCCCACUGAUAAUUGUUCACUUUGCCUGAGAUAAUAAUCUGAUCAAAAUCAAGUGCAUUUCUCCGGGAGAAAAUUAAAGUGAAGUUCAACAAAGAUAAAAAGCCAGGAAGAGUUUGCUUUGAGCAGAUGGCCCUGGAGUCGGGAGUCUCCAGCCUUUGGUCAUUGUGUGUCGUGUCUCCUUGCGUGUCUAUGGAGUGGCCAGUCGAAUAGGAAUCCAGUUCGGAUAUUUAGUGGAGCCGGCGGAAAAUAAAGAGAAAAUAUCGCUUCAAUAUCCCCCAAGAUGGCCGCCAAUGUGGGAUCGAUGUUUCAAUAUUGGAAGAAAUUGGAUCUGCGGCGGCUUCAGAAGGAGCUGAACUCUGUUGCGUCUGAACUAGCGGCUCGCCAGGAAGAGAGCGAGCAAUCUCACAAGCAUCUGAUAGAACUGAGUCGCGAAUUCAAAAGAAAUGUGCCAGAGGAGAUUAGAGAAAUGGUUGCACCUCUCCUAAAGACCUUCCAAGCUGAGGUGGUAGCACUUAGCAAAAGAAGCAAGGAGGCUGAGGCUGCCUUUCUUAAUGUUUACAAGCAAUUAAUAGAAGCACCAGACCCUGCUCCUUCUCUCGAAGUAGCUCGAAACCUGGAGGAGAAGCUGCUACAGCUGCAACACAAUGAACCAGAGGCUCAAGUAGAGAAGGAGAUCUUCAAACGUUGCAGAAAACAAUGCGACCUGCUCAGCCGUGAAGCCAGCGAACAAGCAGCAGAAGCCUCUCCAGUUAGGAUCAGGGUGUCUGAAGAAUCACAAAAGACCAUCAUAGACAGCGCACCACUUAAAAGCGAUAACCUGUCACAGAAAAAUGAGGCAGAAAAAGAAAGCAGACUGCAGGAAGCACAGAUUACCUUGGCUGCCCGACUUGGGGAGGCAGAAGAAAAAAUAAUGGUCCUUCACUCAGCUUUGAAGACAACACAAACAGAGCUCCUGGACCUGAGGUGCAAAUACGAUGAAGAAACAGCAGCUAAGGCAGAUGAAGUGGGGUUGAUCAUGACCAACUUGGAGAAGGCUAAUCAGAGGGCAGCAGCUGCUCAGAGGGAAGUGGAGAGUCUUCGAGAACAGUCCGUAAAUUGCUCCAUUCACCUCGACUGUCAUUCUCCACGGAUUGGGGGAGUGGAUCAGGCCAAUGUUCUGAUGUGUCCCGGUUCGAGACUGGAGGCAGCGUUGGUUGCUAAGGACCGGGAGAUUAUCCGGCUGUUGAAAGAGGUUCAACACCUGCAGACUGCCUUCCAUGACCUUCAGGAGAGUUCGGCAAAUCAGGUUGCAGAGUUGGAGCAGCAGCUAGCACUGAAGACGGAAGCUGUGGAGACUUUAGAAAGGAAAUUGUGUGCACAACUAAACCACGAGAAACGUAAAACCGAAUUAAGCCUUUUCAACUCGACAAACUCAACAGCCACCAAUAGUCGGGCGUCCCUGGAUAGGAAAAAAGAUAACAAGGACUUUCUGCCAGAAAAAGAGAUGACCCUUCCUCCCGAGAAGAGAUGUUUACGAAAGAAACCAAAUGCAUAUGCAGAAAUGGAUGAGGUACAACCUGAAGAUGGUGCCAGGAAAGCAGCUGUGAACAAUGAGAAGGAUGCCUCGAGUGUUGAUCAUGCAUCACCAGCCCCUCAGCCAAGUCCACAUUGGUCCCGAGAUGAGCAAGCCUCUCCAAUGGCCAUCCCAACACAAGUGUCAACCCAAGGACCAGAACCAUCAGGAGCACUCCCCCUCUCUCCAAUCCCCUUGAUCAAAGCAAGCGAUAAGUCUUCUCCAGAGCCUUUGCAUCACAGGCCACUGAUGUCUCCCUUGUACUCGAAAGAGGCUGUAAAUACUGUGGUUUACCCGACUGCACUCUACUCUGCUAAGGGAGCGCUAAUCAUAGGGAGUAGUUCUAGCAACAGUGAAGCUACCCCACCAAGUGACCAGUCAGAGGGCAGCGGCUCAAGUGCUGGUGAUGACGAACAUGUAGAGACAGCUGACAUUGCUUUUCAGGUUAAAGACCAACUCCUAAGGCACAACAUUGGACAGCGUGUGUUUGGACACUAUGUUCUGGGGUUAUCACAAGGAUCUGUCAGUGAGAUUCUUGCCAGACCUAAGCCAUGGCAUAAGCUUACAGUUAAAGGGAAGGAACCUUUUAUUAAGAUGAAGCAGUUUUUAUCUGACGAGCAAAACAUCCUUGCCCUUCGAACUAUUCAAGUGCGGCAGAGAGGGAGCAUAACUCCGAGGAUUCGGACUCCAGAAACCGGAUCAGAUGAUGCCAUUAAAAAUAUCCUGGAGCAGGCAAAGAAAGAGCUUCAGACUCAGAAAACUGUUGAAUCUAAAAGCUCUCCCUUGCCUGUAUGCAGUGCAAGUUCCAGCAGCAGUGCUGGCUCUGAUGAUGCGAUUCGGUCUAUCUUGGAGCAGGCCCGGCGAGAGAUGCAGGCCGAGCAGCAAGUUCUGCUGGAGAUGGAGACCCGGAGUAGCAGCAGCAGCAGCAACAAUGCAGCGGUAACCCCGCAUGUGGAAGCUUUACCAGCCACAAGCAAAGUUCCCCUUACCCCCUCCAUCAAGCAGGAGGAAGGCAUUGCAACUAAAAGUUCCCAGACUCCUCUCAGCGUGGUGUCACCCGCGGCCUUUGUGCAGAGCAUCAUACGAAAGGUGAAGUCGGAGAUCGGUGAUGCUGGCUCCUACUUCGACCAGCACUGGGCCACGGAGAGGAACGUGGCUCACAGGUUGUACGCUUCGGUCUCGCCCUCCCCGUCGUCCUCCUCCUGCGGCUCGUCGGGGACGUCGGGAGCGGUGAGGCAGUGGCGGGCAGAGCCCAGCGAGAGCAGCAAGAGCGGCGAGGAACAGCCGGCCGCCUUGGAAGCUGCCAACAAGGUCGCGGACAUCAAAUGCGAAGGCAGCCCAGACUCUCAGAGCACGGGACAGCUCUCCGUCUUCCCCACCUACGUCCCGCGGUCGCUGAAACCAACCGUACCUCCGCUGACUCCAGAGCAGUACGAAAUGUACAUGUAUCGAGAAGUGGACACUCUGGAGCUGACCAGACUAGUUAAAGAGAAGCUGGCCAAAAAUGGAAUCUGCCAGAGAAUCUUUGGUGAAAAGGUGCUGGGCUUGUCACAGGGCAGUGUCAGUGAUAUGCUGUCCAGACCCAAGCCGUGGAGUAAGCUGACUCAGAAAGGCCGUGAGCCCUUCAUCCGCAUGCAGCUGUGGCUCGUUGAUAAGUUAGGCCAGAGCACCACAUAUCCCCCACAACCUGUACAAGCAAAUAAUGUGGUUCAGGCCAGGUAUUCGCCAUCACCUCCGCCCAGUCCCGCUGACCGCGAGAUGAGUCAACAGGAACCCAUCAGCACGGCACUGGAAAGCACCAAAGAAAACCAGCAACCGGACCCCCAGUCAACGUCUCGCCCCCUCUGUGGGAAGAGCCUCUCCAAUGGCCAGUCUCCCACAGGCAUUCAGGAAAUGGUGGCCAUGUCCUCUGAGCUGGACACUUACACCAUCACUAAAAAAGUGAAAGAAGUGCUAACAGACAACAACUUAGGUCAAAGACUAUUUGGAGAGAGCAUUUUAGGACUGACACAAGGCUCGGUCUCUGAUUUGCUUUCCCGGCCUAAACCCUGGCACAAGCUGAGCCUGAAGGGGAGGGAGCCGUUCGUUCGGAUGCAGCUCUGGCUAAACGAUCCCUUCAACGUGGAGAAGUUGAGAGACAUGAAGAAAAUGGAGAAAAAAGCCUAUCUGAAGCGCAGGUAUGGAUUACUGAAUGCUGGGUCCGACAGUGAUUCUCCCAGCACCCGAUCAGAGUCGGCCAGCCCAGGCGUCCAGCAGCAGGUGUUCCACCAUUACCAGGUCAAAAAGCCCAGGGUCGUGCUGGCACCUGAGGAGAAAGAGGCCCUAAAAAAUGCCUAUCUGUCAGAGCCAUAUCCAUCCCAGCAGACCAUCGAGAGCCUCGCUUCCCAGCUGAACCGCAAGACGAGCACGGUCAUCAACUGGUUUCACAACUACAGGUCCCGUGUUCGAAGGGAAACGCUUGUCGAAGAUCUGCAGGGGAACGAUACAGAUCAGGAGCCUUCCAGGUGCCAAGGGUACACGCACCACAACCAUUCUCUCAGCACCGGCCCAUCACAGAGUUCUGACUCGGAGCUGGAAGACAAGAAGGCUAUUUUUGCUGAGAUGAAGGGCCAGCUGCCGGUUGCAAUGGUGACAGACGGGGAGAGUGAAAUGGAGAUCAAGCGGGAAUUUGGCGAGCACUGUGAAGAGAAGGAUUAUGAACGCUGUUCAACGUGUUGCAUUGGAGAUAGCGAAGAAAGCGCAACUUCAUCCGUACAUUUCUCGGGCACUCUGAAACAAGGGCGGGUCAGAGCUGGUUGUAAUCAUAAGGUCCACCCAUUAAAGACGACCACGGUCCUGCAUAUCCAGAAUCCGCAAUGCUUGAUUAUCGGUUCAUCUAACUACGACAAGUUUCACGUUAACUCGUCUGGUCUCGCAUCUCCCGGCAAAUCGCCAAAGCCAGACGAGUGUGUCCCUGCUCCGACAGCGGCAGAAAGCAACGGUUUCAAGGCGAUCUCUGAGCCUGCGUGUGGUGGAGUGGAGGUGACGCUGAAUUCUCCUGCAACCUCUUCGCCAGGCCUAAUGUCAGUGUCUCCCGUUCCAUCCUCCUCUGCUCCCAUCUCGCCUUCACUCCCCACUGCCCCUCAGGGCCAGUGCUCCACCCCUGGGACCGAUAUCAUUGCUUUGCAGCCAACCUCAAAGCUUACAAAAAGCAUCCAGAGACGCAAUGCAAAGAUGGCCAAUCUGAAUAACAUUAUCCAUCGUCUUGAAAGGGCAGCCAAUCGCGAGGAACCCACAGACUGGGAAUUCUAACAACAGAUUUUAUUACGGGCAGUGAAUUUGUUAGUAGUGAAACUGCAGGACGUGACACUGAGCUCUUCAAGAGUAGGAAGAAUUUUAGAUGUUUAAUUUAAAUUGAGACUUGGCAAAGCCAAAACCACAGUAGUUUGUGCAGAAAACUUUGAAUUUUAUGAAUUCACUCUUCAAUUAAUCUUCCAGAAUCAUGUUUAGCAUCUGAGGAAAAAAUAUUGACCACUAUUUUAAACAAAAAAAAAUUCAAACAACUUUUAGAAAAUAAAUAUUUAUUUGUACAUGUCUUAUAUUAAGGACUGGUUGAAAACUCUGCUGUAGCAGUUUUCCUAUUUGUCAUUAGCUACAAAAUGAAAAUAGCAAAAGUUGAUUUUAGUGCCAUUAAAUGCACACUUGAAGUCCUGUAGUUUGCCACAGGAAGAGAUUAAAGACUAUAGUCUAAAGCCAUUAAACAGCACUAUGAUCCAGAAGGCUGACCAAAUUUGCAAGCUCAUGGAUAGAAAUUGUUUUCUUAAUUUUGUCUUCAAGACAACUAAUUCAUAUUACCAGAAGUGAACUCUGAUAUAGUCAAGAAGACUCUAAAAAUAGGAACCUCAACACCAGGAACAAUGUUCUUAGUUUUGAUCACGUGUUUUCAAACAUUUGUAACACAGGGUGUUAUGUGCAAUUGUAAAUGUUGUAGAAUCUUCUGCAAUAGCCUUUCUUGAACAAGCAGUAGCAUGGUACGUGAUUAAUUCUUCACUCUUGUUGGACAUUCACUCGUGGUGUUUUGAAGUCUAAUGAACAGAACUCUGCCCAACAAAAACGCGUACAGUCAUUUUGGAGUUUACAUUUUGUUUUUGUAACCAACUAUGAGAAGAUGAGUCAAAGUCCGAAAACCAUAAGAGGCAGCUGGCAAAAUCUCUGGUUUAGGAAAAGAAAUUUGACUUCCCAGUUGUCGUGGCCUGGUGUUCAGUGUUCAGGAUUUUGUUCCUUGAGUGAACAUCUUCCAGUCCCAACAAUGCAGUUGGCCUCUUCAAGUCAACCCUGAUUUUUAUCCACAUUUUGAAGGGGUUUUUUUUCCACCUUUUUAAGAUGUCGUUGAUGUGAUGAUGUUGGUGUAAUCUCAUUGCUAAAGGUCGAUGUGGGGUUGGAUUCUUCAGGACUUCCUGCAGCACUCGAUUUUUUUGUUUUGCACCAGAUUUAAAUCCUGUUUUGCUGAAGGCUACGGUAAUGCACUUGAUCAGAUUCAACUGAUCCUUUUUAUCCCUGCGUUCAUCUUACCUUAUCUUUUGUAUUUGUAAAAAGGAAACAUGAAGGCUGAUCUCUAUCUAGCCUUUGUAGUCUUUCUCUGCACUUGGCCACUAAAUACAGUAUAUUUCUGUUGGUGUAAGCAUUUUGACAUGCAGCUUGAUUUAUUCUCUGAUGCCGUGUCCCAAACACAGUGCUUUGUGUCACUGUUUUACAUUCAUUGCCUAAAAUACUGCAGGUUGUGAUAGAGCAACAAAGUAAGACAACUGCAGAGCAAUGCAAUGGAAGGCAAGCCAUGUGUGAUGACAUUAUUCCUUUGUGACACUGUUCAGACACAUGUGAAUUUUCGAUGUUUUCAGUGGUACUUUAUACUUAUUUCUUUAAAAGAGAGCUGACGUAUUUUCCUCCACAAAAUAUUAAGUAAGAAGAAGUUGCAAAAAAACAAAACAAAUGUCAGAACAACAAAAAUUAGAUAUGACCUGAGUAUCUCAUCUUAGGUGUGGCCUUUAUGGGCAAGGAUACCGCAGUUUAUUUGAUUUGAUCAUGAAAUAUGCUUUUUAUUUUCUCCAUUAUGCAUGCAGGUUUACCCUGCAAUCAAUCUCAAGAUGGCAACUGUAUUAAACCAAUUGUCAUAAAAAUCCUGUGCAGCU
Molecule: messenger RNA, 8463 nt
Organism: Leucoraja erinaceus (little skate)
Lineage: Eukaryota; Metazoa; Chordata; Chondrichthyes; Rajiformes; Rajidae
Gene: cux2b
Product: cut-like homeobox 2b
Exons: 22
Coding region: 2024-6586 (1520 amino acids)
Molecular function (GO): DNA binding
Source: RefSeq, a predicted model, not a curated record